Jaculus jaculus (lesser Egyptian jerboa) is the source of this 5441-nucleotide messenger RNA. It is a transcript of the gene Akna, whose product is annotated as AT-hook transcription factor. Gene Ontology annotation, cellular component: centrosome. Bases 432 to 4637 code for a protein of 1401 amino acids. The record is from RefSeq and is a predicted model, not a curated record. Gene Ontology annotation, biological process: epithelial to mesenchymal transition; neuroblast delamination; neuroblast division in subventricular zone. Lineage: Eukaryota; Metazoa; Chordata; Mammalia; Rodentia; Dipodidae. The transcript is spliced from 24 exons.
GGCGGCCUUUGUCUGCCGCUCAACUCCAGGAAAGCUGGGCGCGCGGCCGCGGGGCAGGAGAGGCUGAUAGAGCGGAGGCCAGCGUGGGGUGGACAGUUUCCAAAGACCUGGGACCAGUUGCCAAACAGGGCCAGUCUCCCCUUGGUACACGAGAGGCACAGAGAGGAGGCGCGACUUACCGCCAGGGCGCCCAGCAGGGAGGAGACCCGCAGCCUGCCUCCAAGACCUCCCGCAAUGACAGGUUGUAUGUGGAGACCACAAAUUGCUUCUCCAUGCUGACGGAGGGAUGCCUGGAUCGUCUCUGCUUUACAGCUAUUGGCCACAAGCAAAAUGACGACUUCUGAGAAGUGCUCCUUGUAACUGUGGGGUCCCUGGCCACAGACCUGUCUCCUGAAGAUGAAGUGGCCCAGGUGAGGGCCAGGCCAGGCCCCAUGGCCAGCUCGGGAACAGAGAUGCACUGGGCUAGGUCAGGCCUGGGGAAGGGGCCCAGGCGGCGGCGCUGGGCCUGGACAAAGGAUCAAGAUGGGGAAGGAAACAGCCCAGGGGGCUGGAGGGAUGAACAGCCUCUUCCGGAAGCCACCAGCCCUGAGCUCCUGGAAGACUUCUGUCGGACCCAGCAGCAGGAGUGGAACCCAGACAAGCAGGAGUCUGAAGGGUCUUCAGGAGAAGAGACUGAAGCAGACGAUGUAAGAAGCCCAGAAGGUUCUACCCAGCCUCUCCCCUGGCCCCCUGGGCAUGAUGAGCAGUUGGACCUGACUGAAGUGGAGGAGCCUGAUGAAGAGCUGGAUGAGGACCCUGGAAACCUGGAGGUAGAGGAAGCUGGAGAGAAAUGCCAAGGGCUGUACUGUGAGGACCAGAGAGGUUUUAAUACCAAGGCUGUGGGUCAGGGGAGGACCAGUGGCCGGGUGACCUCUGACAAACAAGCCAGUGGUCACAGACUUUCAGAGCAUCCAGAGAUCCAACCAUCCAUUGAACUCAGCGUGGCAAGGACUUGGAGCAGUGGAACUGUGAGCCUUGGCCACCCUAGUGACAGCCUUGAUUCCACCUCGGAUGGAGAAACUGACGUCCUCCAGCCCACCACAGUGGCAGAAGCUCUGCCAAAGAGCCUCCACCAUCAUGUCCUGUGUCCAGAUGACAGAACCGGAGGCAGUGUUGCUCGGGCAAUACCUGCAGAAUUCCAGAACUCCUUAGCAACGUCAGCCCAGAACCCCCAGCGCACUGCAGGCACAUGGGGGCAACAGACUACCAGCUUGCCCAGCUCACAGCCUGAGGAUCAAACCUGGAAGCCAAUCAAGGCAUCACCCAAGCCACUGCCCUCCCGAUUUACCGGCUCCACCACCUCCCUGAGUCCUCAGCUUAAACCAGCACAAAAAGUCAGGUCGCAGCACAAACGGGGAUCCAUUCUGGCCAGCCACUCUUCUUCAGAUGUCCCCAAGUAUGGCCAGGGCCGGCUGAACUACCCACUUCCUGAUUUGUCCAAGGUGGGGCCCCGAGUGAAGUUUCCCAAAGAUGAGAGUUACCGACCUCCCAAGUCCAGAGGCCAUAGCAGGGAGGUCCCUGCUGGACCCCUGAUCUUCAAGUCCCCAGCAGAAAUUGUGCGAGAGGUACUGUUGAGUAGUGGAGAGGCAUCCCUGGCCACGGACCCUCUUCACACCCACCCUGUCACCAGGGUGCCCCAAGAGUUCCAGACACCUGAACAAGCCACUGAGCUGGUCCAUCAGCUCCAGGAGGACUACCACAAGCUCCUCACCAAGUAUGCCGAGGCUGAGAACACCAUUGACCAGCUACGCCUUGGGGCCAAGGUAAACCUGUACUGGGAUCCACCUCAGCCUAGCCAGAGCGCCCAUGCUGGGAUGGUAUCCCAAGGGACCAAGGUCUUCUCUUUCACCAUCCCACAACCCCAGUCAGCAGAGCGGUGGUCCGGCCCUCCUCAGGACCCACGGGCCUCCAAAGCUACAGGGUGGCCACCCCCACAAGGAGCCAUGAGUCCCUCCUCACCACCCAGCAUGCCCACCUCAGGCUGGAUUCCAGAGCACCAGGGUAUUGUCACGGACCUGCCCUCCACAGGAUGGACUCAGGUGCUGGCCUCCCAGGCUAGCCAGCUCCUAAGCAAGGUGGAAUCCUUCGAGCAACUGGUGCAAGCGGGACACCUCCCACCCCAGGACCAACUCAAGGGCUUUCGGCGGCUGAGGGCAGCCCAUACGGCCCUGGAGGAGGGAUACCUGCGGGCCUGCCAAGAUCGGCACCGGGCCCCACAGCUUGCCACCUCCAAGGGGACUCCCGGGACCCUCAAUCCCUGCAGGGAGCUGGAGGCGGAGAUAUUCCGCCUGGGAGUGCACCUGGAAGACCUUCAGGAACUCAUGGACCAGACCCCACAAGAAGCAGAGCUGUGCGGCUCAGACCCAUCUCCAGACAGCUUCCUCGCCACCCCCUUUCCCCACCAGUCAGUGCACCUUCCUGUGCCUUUGGGGCCAGCAGCCUCGCCUGCCGUCCAGACCCUUUGCCCCAAGUCCACUAUUGCCACUGCUGCCAACACCCCUGCCAGCACCUGUACGAUGCCUGUGAAUGAGGAGACGAGUCCCUGCGGCAGUGAGGUGGAGGGCAGCCCAUGGGACCUCCCAACCCCACUCAGGGAUCGGGGACUGCAGGUGGAACAGGACUUCCAUGGCCUCCUGGAGCGGUACCUCAGCAUGAAGUCCCUUCCUGAAGCCCUAAAGGUGGAGGAGGACAACAAUCAUCGUGGCCUUGUGGAAGGGGAUGGGGCAGCUUCAUCUCCAGGAAAAACAGAAGCCCCCAGGGCACCUUCAGGACAGUGCCCAGCACUGGCUGAGGAAAGUCACAGGACCCCUGUCCAGGAGGAUGUGGAGCAGGUGGUAUCUGUGAAGCCACCAAGCGUUCAGACAUCCAUGGCCAGUGACAGGUGCAUGCCAUGUCUGGGCAAAGCUGAAGCAGGUCUACAGGGCACCAAGUCCCCAGCAUCCCACCAAAGCAGUAUGACCAGCCUGGAGGGAAGCGGCCCCUCAGAGCACGUGCCUUGCAAGGCCCUGGUUCAGGCUGGUGGGUCCCACGUGGAGGAGCCCUGGAUGGCAUCCCCAGAGACAGACAGUGGCUUCGUGGGCUCAGAAACCAGCAGAGUGUCUCCCCUCACCCAAACCCCAGAGCACCGGCUCUCCCACUUCAGCGCCAGUUCCCCGGGAACCUCAGCUCGGUGCUUCACUGCUUCUGCACCCCAUGAUAGAACCUCCCAUCCCAAGGCUAGGGGACCUGUGGUCUCCAGAAGAGCCAUCAAGCCCAACAUACCCAGGAGCCAAGCACAGAGGCACCUCUCCAGCUUGGGCAGUCCUCUCCAGCCGGGGAUACAUCGUUCCUGCCCAGAGCGAACCAUGGCAGUGGAGAUGGUGGCUCCCAGUUUGGAGUUCGAAGGACAGAGUCGGAUUUCUGAACAGCUCCGCCCUGGCAGAGCCAGCGGUCCAGCCCUCGCCUCAGCCCCGGCGUCGAGCCCCGUGCCCCACAGAUCAGCAGAGAGCACGCCUGACCUCCUCCUCACCAAGACCGAGCGCGAUAAGGCCAUCCGUGAGCUGCAAGCUGAAGUGUCCCGGCUCCGCCUGCAACUGGAGGACAGCCUGCACCGGCCACCUGCAGGCAGCCCCACACGCCUGGCAUCUACUUUUGACCCCCCCACCCAGUCCCCCCACCAGCCGGAGGCGUCCUUAGCCAAGUGGCAUUCUCAGUAUGGCAGCAAAUCCACAGAAAGGUUGUCCAGGGAGCCUGCAGGGGCAAAGCCAGCUGGGCCCGCAGGAAGACGGCGAUCCAGGUCCUCCUCAGUGCCUCGAGAGGUCCCCCGACUGUCCCUGAGUUUGGAAUCUGAGCUACACUCUCCCCGGCUGACAUCUGAGAACAAGACCACUGAGAACCAUCCCCGGGAAGAAGGGGAGGGGAUGAGAGCGGCAGGUGGCCUGCGACAGAGGGACAGGGUCUCCUUCCGGGGCCAGUACACAGGCCAGGAAUACCAUGCUCUAGCCCCAAAGGCUGUCCUGAAGGACAGUGGCUCGACUUCCUGUCCCCACUGCCAGCCCACUAGCAUUCGGGACACAGACAGUAACACCACCAGGAAUCCACUAGGACCAGCUGCCACUGAUACUCUCCGCUGUCAUCUCUGUGGUCACAUUGGGUCCCACGCAGAGGCAGAGGGCCCCAGCCCAGCCACCUCCGGGGAAGACAAGAGCACCACGAGGAGAGCUACGCUUGCCACCCCUAAUCCCAAGCAGAAGAGCAGACGGGCUAGUUCGCCUGCACAGCCGCCCCCUGGGCUCUGGUACCUGGCAGCUGCACCCCCAGCCCUGGCUCCACCAGCCUUGGCCUAUAUCUCCUCAGUGCCCGUCAUGCCUUACCCACCAGCCACUGUGUACUAUGCGACCCCCGCACCUACCUCAGCCGCCACGGCCUCCUCGCGGCCUGGCCCGCGACAGCAGUCCUCCGCCCAGCUGGGCUUGGAUGAACUGGAGGAGCUGCACGAGGCCCUCAGCCAGGCCGUGCAGGCCGCAGAGGACGUGCGCUCCACCACACGCCACAUGAGCCGCUCGCUGUCGGCUGACCUGCGCCACGCCCGCGGCCUGAGGGGCUCCUGCCUCUUCUGAUUCCCCAGCGCCUGGGGACCGGGAGGGCCAUUGUCUGAAGCCACCCCGAUGCCUGAAGACCCACAGUCCCCUCCUUAGGAGGGCCAUCCUCAUGCUCUGACACAGUCCCCUUCCCUAGGAGGGCCAUCCGCAUGUUUAAAGUGGAGAGAGUUCCAGGGGAACACGCCUCCGUCCCACACAGCAGGUGCAGUAAGCAAGGCCACGUCUGUCCAUUUGGAGCCACCCAUACUGUCCUACCCUUGUCCACCUCUAGCUAACAAUAUGCAUCUCGUAGACAGAUGGACAGAAUUUCUUGACCCAUAGGAGUCAGCCUGCUCUUGGCCCCUUAGAGGCCAGGAAAGGGGGAAAGCCCAGGGUCUCCACAGCACCGGAACCUGCCUUCCACAGCCACUCUGAGGCACAAGUACCAGAAGGAACUAACUGGCUGGGGACCUUGCUCCUAGUGGUCCAUACACAGGGGGGAUAGUUGGGGACUGGUGGGGCAUCUUAGGAGGGCGGCCCCACAUGACAUGUGCACAGCUCCUCCGUGGUUGUAAAAGCCUUCCCAGUGAGCCGCCAGGGUAAAUGCGUCCCCCAGCACUCCCCUCAGUCCUUCCCCAGGCCACACCCCUCGCUGGGAUUUCCUUAGCCGAGCAGUUUUCCUACCCCACCCUAUAGCAAUGUGUACCUCAGCGUCUCUGGAAUGUGUGUACGUCACAGAUGUUUGUAUAUUUGAGGCAUUUAAAGAUCUAUUUUCGUUACAAAAACAGAUGAAGGAAAAUAAUCUUUAAAAAAAUACAAGAAAAGACAACAAAAAAUUCCAAA